CAGGGGGAUAGUACGUCGGACGUGGUCGUAUCUGCUGCCACAUUUUCCAUUUUCUGUGGAAAGGUGAACGAAAUGGAAAGGAGUUCUCCCUUUGUAGCACUAUGCUGAGAUCCUGGGCAGCCUUCCCACCAUGCUGGAACUGGGCUCCUGUUCGGUCAGCUCUCAGUCUCUGACAGGGGACGACAAUGCUUUGGGGAUACCUAGAGCCCCAACAGGGCCGGAGUGUCCAGUGGUUGGUCUGGGCAUGGGGACGAUGUGUGGUAGCAGCACCCCCAGACACCACAUCCUUCCCUCGUCUCCAGCGGACUGUGAGAACUGGCAGAAGCAUCGCACAGGACUGGCUGCAGGGUCAAGCCUGUUUUCUGAGUCCCACUCCCUCCUGCAGCCCCAAAGUAUGUCAACCAGCUAUGACACCCUCUACCUCCCACACAUGUCUGGCCAUGCUCCCCCUGUGCAUCCAAACCGUCUCGGCUUGUCUCUCGAUGUGGCCUCGACUUUUGAAGUUGGAGGGGGAAUGCUGGGGGUGGAUGGAGAUCUGGCGGUUAGUCCCAAUGUGAUCAAGAGACGACGGGGCGGCCUGAUCGAACAGAGGGACAUUGUCAAAGCCCACCAGGCUCAUAAGAUUCAAAGCACACCACAGGCACGACGCAAGGAGUGGGAAAUGGCCCGGUUUGGAGACGACGUCCCGGGCUUGUUGAGCUCAGGGGAUGGAGGGUCCGAGCGCAACCGGAACCGCGAUGGGGCCGCCGUGUCCACAGGUGGCAUCUCCCCAGCCUUCAAGCAGACCAAAGCGCAGCGUGCCCGCACCAUGGCCUUGUACAACCCCAUCCCGGUCAGGGAAAACUGCUUCACCGUCAACAGGUCCCUGUUCAUCUUUGGCGAGGACAACGUGGUCAGGAAGUACGCCAAGAAAAUCAUUGAGUGGCCUCCAUUUGAGUACAUGAUCCUCACCACCAUCAUUGCCAACUGUAUCGUCUUGGCCCUGGAGCAGCACCUUCCUGGAGAGGACAAAACACCCAUGUCUAAAAGACUGGAGAAGACAGAGCCAUACUUCAUUGGGAUGUUCUGUUUUGAGGCUGGGAUAAAGAUCAUUGCCCUGGGCUUUGUAUUUCAUAAAGGCUCCUACCUCAGGAACGGUUGGAACGUCAUGGACUUCAUUGUGGUCCUCAGUGGGAUCCUGGCUGCAGCAGGGACACAUUUGAACAUCUCAGUGGACCUGAGGACCCUGAGAGCGGUGCGAGUGCUCCGACCCCUCAAACUAGUCUCUGGCAUCCCCAGUCUGCAGAUAGUCCUGAAGUCUAUCAUGAAGGCCAUGGUUCCUCUGCUGCAGAUUGGCCUGCUGCUCUUUUUUGCAAUCCUCAUGUUCGCCAUCAUCGGCCUGGAGUUUUACAGCGGCAGACUGCACCGAACCUGCGAGCCACAGUCUGGAAUACUCGAAAACGAGACAGUGGACUCUUCCGAGUUGGAGUUCCCGUGUGGCGAGCGCCGGUGUCCGGCCAAAUACAACUGCAUCGAUAACUGGAUUGGCCCUAAUGACGGCAUCACUCAGUUUGACAACAUCCUGUUUGCUGUUCUCACUGUCUUCCAGUGCAUCACUAUGGAGGGAUGGACCACUGUACUCUACAAUACCGACGAUGCCUUGGGCCCCAACUGGAACUGGCUCUACUUCAUCCCUCUCAUCAUCAUCGGCUCUUUCUUUGUCCUGAACCUGGUGCUGGGAGUCCUCUCUGGGGAAUUUGCCAAGGAGAGGGAGAGGGUGGAAAACCGCAGGGCCUUCAUGAAACUGAGACGCCAACAGCAGAUUGAGAGAGAGCUCAACGGCUACCGGGCCUGGAUCGACAGAGCAGAGGAAGUGAUGCUUGCCGAGGAGAAUAAGAAUGCAGGACCUUCUGCCCUCGAUGUGUUAAAGAGAGCCACCACCAUCAAGAGGAGAGGGAUGGAUGGGGUGCAUCGAGGGCAUCCAGGGGAGGAACAAUAUGGUGACAUCUCCUCUGUGGGCAUACCCAUGGCCAGAGCAAGUAUCAGGAGUGCCAAGCGAGGUCCAACAGCGUAUUUUCGCCGCAAGGAGCGUCUCCUGCGCAUCUCCAUCCGCCGUGUGGUGAAGACACACACUUUCUACUGGACAGUGCUGGGCCUAGUGGCUCUCAACACGCUGUGUGUGGCCAUUGUUCACCACAACCAGCCCCUCUGGCUGUCCAACUUCCUGUACUAUGCAGAGUUCCUGUUCCUCGCUCUGUUUCUGACUGAGAUGUUUCUGAAGAUGUACAGCUUGGGACCACGUCUCUACUUCCACUCCUCCUUCAACUGCUUCGACUGCAGUGUAAUUGUUGGCAGCAUCUUUGAAGUGCUGUGGGGUUUCUUCAGGCCUGGCACUUCCUUUGGCAUCAGUGUCCUGCGUGCUCUCCGUCUGCUGAGGAUCUUCAAGAUCACCAAGUAUUGGGCGUCUCUGAGAAACCUGGUCGUCUCUCUGAUGAACUCCAUGAAGUCCAUCAUCUCCCUCAUCUUCCUCCUCUUCCUCUUCAUCGUUGUCUUUGCGCUCCUUGGCAUGCAGCUCUUCGGUGGCAGGUUCAUCUUUGAAGACUAUACUCCGACAAACUUUGACACCUUUCCUGCAGCCAUCAUGACUGUCUUUCAGAUCCUGACUGGAGAGGACUGGAACGAGGUGAUGUACAACGGUAUUCGCUCUCAAGGAGGAGUGAAGUCUGGCAUGUGGUCCUCUAUCUACUUUAUAGUGCUCACAUUGUUUGGAAACUACACUCUGCUGAAUGUCUUCUUGGCCAUCGCUGUGGACAACCUUGCCAAUGCACAAGAACUUACCAAGGAUGAAGAGGAAGCAGAGGCAGCAUUCAACCAGAAGCACGCUCUCCAGAAGGCGAAGGAGGUCGGACCGUUGUCCUCCUUCAUGUCUUCAGAGGGAAGCCGGAGGAGGCGGCCCUACCUGUACAGGAAAAGAGCCAUCCACCGCAGCCGGCCUACCUACUCCUGCUCCCUGAAGGAGGCACAGGGCAGCAUCAGGGAGGGCCGUCCACCCCCACCACUCAACCCCUCUAACUCUUUCAUGUCCAGGAGAGAGAGAAGAAAAAGGAUGACCAUGUCAGUGUGGGAGCAGAGGACCAGCCAGCUGCGGAGACACCGCCAGAUGUCCAGCCGAGAGAUCCUGUUCAGCAGCCCCAGCGAGGAGAAGGAUGGGCCUCCCGCUUCAGCCCAGCUUGGACAUCCUCUGUCACUGCACCGCAAGGCCAUGGAGCACACGCCAUCCGGGAGUUUGAAGCACCUGACAGACCCCUUAGCCUCCCCAGGGAAGAACCAGCCUUCAAGUUCCUCAAUGUCUGUGGAUAAGCCUCUAGAUGCCCCCUUAUCCGGUGACAUACCUGAACCGCCAGUGACUGUGCUGGUGCCAGAGUCGCUGGAUCCUACGAACGCGCCCCUCUCUGAUGCUUCUGUGGCUGUGGUCGUACCAGAGCCCAUUACAGAGAGUGGAAAACUGGGUGCUAAUCAGAGUCGCAACACCAUCAGCGAGCGCCGGAGCCCCAGAUUGAAUGGCGAGCGCCAACACAGGGCGGUAAAGAAGUUCAGACCACCAGAUAACCUUGACACACUAACUCCCGAUAUAGGAGGUCAUGGUGGGAUCAGGGGCAGGAGGGCACUGCAUCACUGUGACCAUCAGAGCGGGACCAGAAGUCAAGGGUCAUCACCCGGGAAUGGGAGCAACUUGGCGAGUCGCUCGGUCAGCAGGGAGAGGAAGAGAAAUCCAGGGAAAGUAGGAGAAAAUGAAGCAGAGGCCAAAAAAGGGGAAGAGGUGUCCAAACCUGAUGACAGCAGACAAGGUGACAGGAGCGAAGGAGGAGACACUGACCCACCAGGAAACCAGAGCCACACUGGAGACCAGCGUCCUCAGAAGCAGGAAGAACCUCCUCAGCGAUCAGACUCGUCUCCACCUGCCAUCCCAGAGAGUAACAAAGAAGAGAAUGAGACAGAGCAGGACCAGGAUAAAUCUCAGCUCAGCUCCAGUGUGAUCAUCGAGGUUCCCAAUGUUCAGUCGUCUCUGGAGCUCUCUACGAUCACAGUCAACAGUAAAGACCCAGAAACCUGUAAGUCAGAGAAGGAGGAGGAAGAGGAGACAAAGCCUGUCAACGCUGUGACUCCAGACAGCAUGUUCAUCUUCAAACCCGAUAACCCGGUGCGUCGAGCGUGUCACUACGUGGUGAACCUCAGGUACUUCGAAAUGUCCAUCCUGCUGGUCAUUGCUGCUAGUAGUAUAGCACUGGCUGCUGAGGACCCUGUAGCCACCUCCUCUGACUGGAAUAAGGUUCUGCGGUAUUUUGAUUAUGUGUUCACUGGAGUCUUCACAUUUGAAAUGAUUAUAAAGAUGAUUGACCAGGGUCUGAUCCUCCAUGAUGGCUCCUACUUCAGAGAUCUAUGGAAUAUCCUUGAUUUCAUCGUUGUGGUGGGAGCACUGGUGGCCUUCGCCCUCUCCAAUGUGAUGGGAAAUAACAAAGGACGGGACAUUAAGACCAUCAAAUCGCUGAGAGUGUUGCGUGUCCUCAGACCAUUGAAGACCAUCAAGAGGCUUCCUAAACUCAAGGCGGUGUUUGACUGUGUGGUGACGUCUCUGAAAAACGUCUUCAACAUCCUGAUCGUCUAUAAGCUUUUUAUGUUCAUCUUUGCCGUCAUCGCCGUGCAGCUCUUCAAGGGGAAGUUUUUCUACUGCACCGACAGCUCCAAGGACACAGAGAAGGACUGCCAGGGUUACUACAUUGACUACGGGAAGGACAAGAAAGAGAUGAAGAGAAGAGACUGGAAGAGACAUGAGUUUCACUACGACAACGUCAUCUGGGCUCUACUCACUCUUUUCACUGUUUCCACUGGAGAGGGUUGGCCUCAGGUUCUGCAGCACUCAGUGGAUGUGACAGAGGAGGACAGAGGUCCAAGCCACGGCAACCGGAUGGAGAUGUCUAUCUUCUACGUUAUCUACUUUGUCGUCUUUCCCUUCUUCUUCGUCAACAUCUUUGUGGCUCUCAUCAUCAUCACCUUCCAGGAACAGGGGGAUAAGAUGAUGGAGGAGUGCAGCCUGGAAAAGAAUGAGAGGGCAUGCAUAGACUUUGCCAUCAGUGCCAAACCCCUGACCCGUUACAUGCCCCAGAACCGGCACACGUUCCAGUACCGUCUGUGGCAUUUUGUGGUGUCACCCUCUUUUGAGUACACCGUCCUGGCCAUGAUCGCUCUCAACACCAUUGUACUGAUGAUGAAGUAUUACUCUGCCCCGCCAGCAUAUGACGCCGUACUGAAGCACCUGAACACAGCUUUCACUGUUCUCUUCUCUGUUGAGUGUGUGCUCAAGAUCAUGGCCUUCGGCUUUCUGAACUACUUUCGAGAUACAUGGAACAUUUUUGACUUCAUCACUGUUUUGGGCAGCAUCACAGAGAUUGUGGUAGACUUGCGGUUCGUGGAUACGUUCAACAUGAGUUUCCUGAAGCUUUUCCGAGCAGCUCGUCUGAUCAAACUGCUGAGACAAGGUUACACCAUCCGGAUUCUUCUGUGGACCUUUGUCCAGUCCUUCAAGGCUUUGCCCUACGUCUGCCUGCUCAUCGCCAUGCUCUUCUUCAUCUACGCCAUCAUUGGCAUGCAGGUGUUUGGGAACAUCAAGCUGAAUGACAAGACUCACAUUAACCAGCACAACAACUUCAAGAGUUUCUCUGGUGCUUUGAUGCUGCUAUUCAGGAGUGCCACGGGGGAGUCAUGGCAGGAGAUCAUGUUGUCGUGUCUGGGGGGGCAGAAGUGUGAGACGGACCCUGCAGUACAGACGUCCGACCCAGAGGGGGGCUGUGGCUCUGACUUCGCCUAUUUCUACUUUGUCUCAUUCAUCUUCUUCAGCUCCUUCCUGAUGCUGAACCUGUUCGUGGCCGUGAUCAUGGAUAACUUUGAGUAUCUGACCAGAGACUCGUCAAUCUUGGGUCCACACCACCUGGAUGAGUUUGUCCGGAUCUGGGGAGAGUAUGAUCGUGCUGCCUGUGGUAGGAUCCACUAUAAGGAGAUGUACAAAGUUGUACGCACUAUCUCACCACCACUGGGCUUUGGAAAGAACUGCCCACACAGGGUGGCAUGCAAGAGACUAGUCCUGAUGAACAUGCCUGUGGACGAGGACAUGUCCGUUCACUUCACCUCCACCCUCAUGGCCCUCAUCCGCACCGCCCUGGAGGUCAAGAUAGCCAGAGGAGGGGAGGAUAGAAAUCAGAUGGACCUGGACCUGCAGAAGGAGAUUAGUGUCAUCUGGCCUCAUCUCUCUCAGAAGUCAUUGGACCUGCUGGUUCCCAUUCACAAAGCCAGUGAUAUGACCAUUGGGAAGAUCUAUGCUGCCAUGAUGAUAAUGGACUACUACAAGCAGAGCAAGGCCAAGAAGCUCCGACAGCAACUGGAGGAACAGAAAAAUGCUCCAAUGUUCCAGCGUAUGGAUGCCUCCUCUCUGCCUCAAGAAAUCCUAUGCAAUGCCAAAUCCCUUUCAUUUCUCAGGCAUAGUGCCGGAUCUGCUCUCACCAGAGGAGGUUUUGUGGCACUCAGCCCAAUUUCUCCACAAGAGAUGUUCCUUAAGCCGCUGUCUCGCUCCAGGGAGGAGAAGGAGGAUGAAGAUGAUGACGAUUACCGUUCACCCUACCACCCCUAUCACCACCCACACCACCACCACCAUCAUUUACACACACUGGUGCCAGACGUAGUGGAGUAUAACCAAGUGAUGCAGCAGGCCAGGCAAGACCCAACAGUUAUUAAAUCACCUCAGCGGACAGCAUCUAUCAGAGCGUCCUCCAUGCCCAGGCUGGCUGUUGAUCCACAGCCUGGGAUGUCAGCAGACAGUAAGCUGAUGAAGCGCUCCUUCUCCACCAUCGGAGACCAGUGUGUGAACGGCCUCUGGCAGGAACAACACUCUCUGGAGAGAAUCAGUCCUGACGGCACAUACAGGCCUCGUCAAAGGAGCUACAGAGGUCCUAGAAUCAACCUCAAAGAAACAAGCAGUCACGAGCGAGGGCGAUCUAAGGAACGGCGCCACCUACUGUCCCCUGAUGUGUCCCGCUGUAAUUCUGAGGAGCGCAGCCGAGAUCCAUCAUGUGAAAGGAGACGGUCCCCUUCACCUAGUGAAGGACACGCACAACACACUUUACAGAGACAGGUGAACACAUCAGGCAGCCCUGCCCAUUCGGCCUCAGAGUCCAGCACUCCUCGUAAUCGGCGCCAGCUGCCACAGACACCCUCUCGUCCGCGGCCAUACAUCUCCUACUCCCCUCUGGUCUGCCGAGCCACCACCUCUCCCACACCAGCAACCUCCUCCGAGGGACAGACCCAGCCUCAGGAUGGCCCUGAUGGCUCCAUGGAGACCUCGUGGAGGGCUGACAAGGAGGGUGGCCCCCUCACUGCAGGUCAGGGGUCGUCCGGAGGUCAGGUUUCAGGACCGAGCAACCCAUCUCCUCACCGCUACAUCUCAGAGCCCUACCUCCCAUUCCAUGAGGACGUCAGCGGUGGAGAGGCAAGCGAGGGGCAGGACACGCUUACUUUUGAGACUGCCAUGGCAACCAGCCUAGGAAGGGCCAACGCCAUAAGCUCCGCCCCGCAGCUCAGACACUCCUGGCAGGUUCCUAACGGGCAUUUCCGGAAGCACUUGGGCCAGGCGAAUCCGACCGGAGCCAGUGAGCUGCUAAGUGACACAGAUGAAGAUGACCGCUGCUAAAAACCAGAGAUGAAGAGGAUGCACAGAGCGACUGGGCACCUCAGAGAAGCUCCACAUGGCACCACAAGGCUUUGGCUCCUCUGUGGCUCUGAGAACUUGUAUUCUCAGUACCAGUAGCAUAACAGGCAGGACUGAACUCCACUGCUAUUUAUCUGGAUACUUGGGUGUCUGUCUGCAAUGUGUUCUUGGGUGUGUGUCUGUAGCUGGAGGGAGGCUACGUGUGUGGACAUGGGUGUGUUUAUGUGUGCGUGUGUGUGCUCUCAAUAGAGAAAAUUUGCCAAAUCAAGAAAACAGCAGAGACUGACUGUUCUAUAAGUAGAUCACUGCAGGCAAACCUGGGUUUUGCCAAGCCUUCCCACACAAGUUAGUGUUUUGAUUGUUAUUUGAACAAAAUAUGGUGAGACAUCGAUCCAAACCUCUUGUUGAAUCCAAGAAACUGAUCUAAGUGCGUUUUGUGUAGGUGAACAUAGAGGUAGCAUGUAAAACUAUAAUACGAUGAAUGUAUUUUAGCUUUUGGUUCUUAUGUUAAGGUCAUUUGAGAGGGUUUCUGUUAGUCUUUACUGUGCAUAGUUGUAAGAGUAGCAAUGAAACGGGUUGAUCCAGAUUUCCAGAUUUUGCCAGUUUAUAACUGGCAACCAGCCAUUCCACCCAGUUCCUGUUUACAACAAGAGUAUCCACGUGGUUCAUGGGCAUUAUACAGUCACUAAUCAAUAAAUAGUCAAUACAGGAAAUCAAGUUCCAAACCUUCAAGUGAAAUCAAGUUAUUUUUCUGUCCUCAUGUGAAAACAAUGACAGUGUACCUUCAACUGGAGCAGCACAGUACAGUUUUAUUUUGGCUCUGCAGUGUGAAAAAGAUGCUGAUGUUCUUGAACAGAUUACAGAAUAAGAGAUGUUUUGUCUCAGGAUACUGGACCAUUGUAUUUGUAAAAUAUUAUCUUCACAAAAUCUUCUGAAAAAAUGUUUAUCUGGGACCCAAAAUGAAGACUUGUGAAAACCAGAAGACUAGACUAUAAGUGUCUCUUAAUCCUACAGGUCAGUCAGUAUAACGUGACAAGACCGUCAAAAGAACUGAACCAGAGCUCUGUUCAUGGGCGACCAUCUGUAGGACAGACAGCCUGAGUGAAGGCAAAUGGAUGUUCAUUCUUCACGUUUCUGUGCUGGAUAACCACUGUCGAUGUUGUGUCAGAGAGGUGACUAAAGCCAUUUUCUUCCGGCCCAUAGAGCCAGGGACUUGUCUUCUUCAGGAUGUGUUGCCUCUGAUGAGAAAUUAAUGUCCUUUUUACAUGUGAUGCAGUGUGGAUGCUUUUCAAAAGAGGAAUCACAGGCACAGUAUGGUUUGUCUAUAUGUUAACUGCCACAUUGUUUCCAUCACAUUGAAGCAUAUGUUUUUGGUCAGUAGAAACAAGCAUUAUGGUAUUUUCUGUGCUCCAGAGUUAUAGUAAUUUUCCACAUGCAUGAUCAUGGUGACAAUGAUAAUGAGAGAUAUGUGAGAGAAAUGUGUCUUAGAGCUGCCUGAUUAUUCUUAUUUUAAUGUAUCCAUGAUAUUAAAUGGGAUUUAAAACCACUUCACCAACAGAGUCAAUAUGAAACAGCAGGCAGAGUUAAUGCUUUUUCAGUCCUAGCAUUCACUGUCCAUAUCUUUGAACAACUUUUGACCAUUUGUUGUUCCCCCCCUUAAAUAAGAUGUAUAUUUAUAUCAUGUGCUGUUGUGUUAAUGUAAUAUGUUGAGUUUGACAUGUUUCUGAAAUGUGAAAACAGGACAUAUCUGGACUGAGGAUCCACAGGCCAGAAGAGGUCACACUCACCUGCCGAAGUCCCAAACAGAAAGUCCUGAACUGAAAAAGAUGUAUUUUAGCUCAGAAACCUCCUUUGAAGUGUAUCGACUGCAAGGCUGGAUUUAUACAGUAUACAGGUUAGGUUAAGGCUUCAGCCUGUAGUUUAUAGGACCGUGCUUAACGUGUACAGUGCAGCCUAGGACUUAACCUUGAUGUCCGUCUCUGUACAGAACAGCCUAAUCUGUGCCUGGGGAAACUCGCCUCAAAGAGUUCCCUAUCAAGCCUGGAUUUCAUAGAUAGAGAAGCUUUCUGGUAAAUAUGUAGUAUAAACUGUACAAAAUAAAUCCAUGUUAAAUUUAUUGCACCGUUUAUAUUUUAUUUGUAUCAUGAUGCCUGUCUAUGAUUUUAACAAAAGAAGUGUUUACAUAUCUGUUCAAAGGACCAUUAAAGAGAGAUCACUUCUC
This is a messenger RNA of Dicentrarchus labrax (European seabass), 9956 nucleotides long. RefSeq names its product voltage-dependent R-type calcium channel subunit alpha-1E (gene cacna1ea). Gene Ontology annotation, cellular component: voltage-gated calcium channel complex; membrane; neuronal cell body. Gene Ontology annotation, molecular function: high voltage-gated calcium channel activity. Gene Ontology annotation, biological process: calcium ion import across plasma membrane; chemical synaptic transmission. The coding region runs from base 131 to 7717 and encodes 2528 amino acids. NCBI's taxonomy places the organism in Eukaryota, Metazoa, Chordata, Actinopteri, Moronidae. The record is from RefSeq and is a predicted model, not a curated record. The transcript is spliced from 48 exons.